This is a messenger RNA of Cuscuta epithymum, 595 nucleotides long. The record is from the annotation of a GenBank genome assembly. NCBI's taxonomy places the organism in Eukaryota, Viridiplantae, Streptophyta, Magnoliopsida, Solanales, Convolvulaceae.
UUUUUUCUUAUUACAUUUAUUGAAUUAAUCUUGCGCUUGCGGACAGUUAUUUGUAAUUUGAAAAGUUUUGUAAAUUUUUUUUUUAUGGGAAGCACUCCUACGACUUAUGGUUCUGAGGUUUCCUCAAUUGAAAAAAAAAAAUAUAGGACAUAUCGUCCAAAUAAUUGGUCCGGUACUAGAUGUAGCUUUUCGCCCUGGCAAGAUGCCUUAUAUUUAUAAUGCUCUAGUAGUUCAAGGGCAAGCCAGUAAACAAAUGAACGUGACUUGUGAGGUUCAGCAAUUAUUGGGAAAUAAUCGAGUUCGAGCUGUAGCUAUGAGUGAUACAGAUGGUCUAAUGAGAGGGAUGGAAGUGAUUGAUACGGGAGCUCCUAUAAGUGUCCCGGUCGGUGGAUCAACUCUGGGACGAAUUUUCAACGUGCUCGGAGAACCUGUUGAUAAUUUAGGGCCUGUCGAUACUAAUAAAAAAUCUCCUAUUCAUAGAUCUGCGCCCGCCUUUAUACAGUUAGAUACAAAAUUAUCGAUUUUUGAAACAGGAAUUAAAGUAGUAGAUCUUUUAGCCCCCUAUCGCUGUGGAGGAAAAAUCGGACUAUUCGGG